Molecule: messenger RNA, 2270 nt
Organism: Phaedon cochleariae (mustard beetle)
Lineage: Eukaryota; Metazoa; Arthropoda; Insecta; Coleoptera; Chrysomelidae
Source: the annotation of a GenBank genome assembly
AUUCUUCUGUUUGAUAAUGCGACAAGAAACACUUUAAGGUCCAAAUAUGCAUUAGAAAUCCUCAUCUAUGGCUGAUAUUAGUUGGUACCAGCCCAACGGAAAAUGUUUAGAUGGGUGUUCCGCCUCGGACGAGAAACCCAUAUCUUUGUACUCUUUAGCUGACGUUCAGCUGAGGUUUCUCUGUCCAGAAGACCUAGAUGAAGUGAGAGCUCUAUGUCAGGAUUGGUUUCCUAUUGAAUACCCUUUUUAUUGGUAUGAACAAAUUACCUCAACUAAUAGCAAAUUCUAUUCCCUAGCGGCCAUUUACAACCAACAAAUCAUAGGGCUGAUUGUAGCCAAAAUCAAACCCUACUCCAAUCAAAUAGAGGACAAUGAGGGGAUCCUUGCCAAAUCAUUGUCUGACUAUGACAUAGCCUACAUUUUGUCUCUAGGGGUACUCAAGCAGUAUCGCAGAAAUGGUAUAGCAUCCUUAUUGCUUGACUCUUUUCUGAAGCAUCUACUGAUGCCUGAGAGAAGGAAAGUCAAAGCUGUGUUUUUGCAUGUUUUGACAACGAAUUCAGCUGCCAUUUUGUUCUAUGAACAGAAAAAAUUUAGGUUACAUAGCUUUUUACCUUACUAUUAUUCUAUUAAAGGAAAAUGCAAAGAUGGGUUUAUGUACGUGUUGUAUAUAAAUGAUGGUCAUCCCCCAUGGACAAUAUAUGAUUACAUAAAAUUCAUGUGUGGUAAAGUGAUAAAUGGAGUGGGAAUAUUUCCUUGGAUGUUCUUCAGACUGAACAAAAUGCUACACUGGGUGUGGAAAGAGCAGUCUAGAGACCUGCAUGAAGAACAUUGAACAAAUCUCAACUAGUCUUUGCCAUUGGAUUGUUUGUGGCCCAGAGGCUUUCCAAAAAUUCAAUAAAAAAUUUUGACUGUAUCAAACAAUGGUGAUUUGUGAUCCAAAUGAUGCAAACAUUGAAGCCAAAGAACUUACUGAUGAUUAUUCAGUAGGCAUGUUCCCAUUUUGACUUGGUUUGAAAUAGUUUUUGUAUUUCAAGUCCAUGGAAGCUUCUGGGUCACUACUAGAUUUGAAAUUCUAUGAAAUUAUUUGUUAUACAGUUUUGUACAAGAUAUUUAUAUAAAGUUUGUAUUAUAUUUUCGUUAUUUACUUUUGUAAGUAUAGAUUGCCGUAAAUUUUCUGCUUGGUUUAGUUAUUUUAUGAAAAACAGUAUUAUUUUGUUGAUAUUACAGUAUGUACAAGGUGUUGAGAUGAUAAUAAGCCAUAAAAUUCUGUCAUGCACCCACGUUUUUUCUACUUUCAAAGAAAGAAUAUUUUUUUUUGUAAAUAUUGUUCAAUAGGUACCAAAACUGAGGAAUAAUUUCAGUUCAAAUACCAAAAAUUUAUAGUUAUAGCACACUUAAUUAGGUACCUAUGUGAGAUGUUCACCUAAAUAAAAUAUUUAGCACAAUUUUUACUUCUAUUCAUGUAAUUUGUUCAAAGAAAAUGAUGUAAUAGUUGGUCAUCAGGGUACUAUAGUUUUUGUUUUAAAUAAUUUCUAUACAUUUUUUUCUCGAAAUGUUUCAACAUAUUUCUCUUAUGUUUAUGAUAGAAAACACCAAUAUAUGCCUUAGCACUUAUUUUUUGCAGUGUCUAUGAAGCAAAUGUCUUUUUCUGUGGCAAAAACAACAUUCAGUCUGAAUUUUGCCAAUAAUUCACUACUUAUUUUAUGUUAUUACAAAGUAAUUGUGAGCUAGUCAACAAGAGCAAAUUUAGAAAGAUGAAGAAGUUUCAAAUCUGAAAUGAAAAUGUAUAUUGCUGAAUUUCAUGGUAUGGUAAAAUAAUCAAGAAAUUUGUAUUAGCAUAGAGUAUUAGGAUAGAUUUAUUAAUUUGAUAUAAAUUCAUAAUUCAAAUAUGUAUAAAACAAAAAUUGUUUGAAUCUUCCAGGACUCCUAUUUUUCAAAUGAUGCCAAAGCAGUAAUAAUUUUGCCUAGCUAGAAAAAUGUUUAUUGAAUCUUUUUUCAUGCAAGGUUAGCUCUAGUGGAAAAAUACAUAAAGCUAGGUAAUUUAAAUUCAAUUUAUUCUAUAGAAAUCCCAUGAGUAUACCUACAUUUAUACCUAUGUGCAACUUUUAUUCUACUGAUAAAGUUGUAUUGCCUGGCCAAUUAAAGAUCAAAAUCUGUACAACAUCUAUACCUACCUAUACAUGAUGCCUAUACCUAGUUUCCUAAUGAUAUUACUUAUAAUCUUACUUAUAACCAUAAAUCCAGUUUAUGCUUUCAUUCAAUUAAAUACG